AGCGAGACGUAUCGCCGAGCCGGGCAACGAAGGAGGAUUCGUUCCCCGGCUUGCGACAAGUAGCGCCGCGCUGACACUUGACAGGCUGUUGAGGGACGUGUGUGCGAGGCACUCAGAAAGCAUAUAGUAUAUAAUCGUGUCAUUCUAUUCUAAAUCCGAAUUCCUCAUUGGUUUCAAGAUGGUUUCGCAAAGAUAAGCCCUGAAGAGGAUAACUCCAAAUACGCGACUACUGCAAUAGCCUGGAAUCGUAACAGUAACUUCAGCUUGACGGAGAUGUAAAGAAAAGUUUUUUAAAUGUUAAACAUAUGCGUUGGAAGACCAAAAAAAAAUGCGAAGGGGAACGUAUUUAGGAGUGUUUAUUGCCUUUUAAACAAGACAAGACUUGGACAUCGUGCGCGGUGCGAAUACCGCUGACUUUGCGAAAUAUACGACGGAGAGUCUGGCUGUGUGAAGUCGCACACCGCUGAGAUAACCUGCAAUGCCGAGGAGACUUGACGGACCGGCGGAAAGCGGCGCGUUGCCGGCCGAGAAAACGAUCUGCCCGUCGCCGCAAGAGCUGAGCGUGAUAAACAACAAUGUCAGAUGCGAGCAGUGCGGGCUCGUCUUCAGGAACGAGCCGCGCUACCGGUUGCACGACCUCAAGGUGCACCAACGCAGGAAGUUGGACAAAAUUGCCAAGGCGAGCGCACGCUAUCACUGCCCGGCCCAGUCGUGCGUCUACACUGUCAAUUCUCAGCGAUACUUCAGCACUAUGAAAUACCUGAAGCAGCAUUACUUGAAGGUGCACGCGGAAAGAAAUUAUGCGUGCGAUCGCUGCGGUAAGAGCUUCUCCACCGAAUCCGCCAAAGUGGGGCAUACGAGAGUCUGCGGCGUGGAAUUCACGUGUUCCUGCUCGAAGACUUACGUCACGUACGAAGCGCUGCUUACGCACGCGAAGCGAUCUAUGCACACCAUAACGGAGAAGUAUAAAAACUCGAGACACGCGAGUUCCAAGGCGAUGCAAAUCAUCUUACCGAGGAGAAUUAUAAGCAAACCCAUCUCGAUACUGCCCAAUACAGAUAAAUCCGGAAAGAAUAGUGAAGGUACCAGUGCGACAAAAAGUACAGUCGACGUUGGAGUGCAGACGGACGAUUAUAAAAGAAGCAAGAAGAUACCGAGUCCAUCGAAAUUCAACGGUAGCAGUCUGCACAGCGCGAAACGUCGAAUAUCUAAGCAAACGCAGACCAAUAGUUAUUCCAAGGAGAGAAUCUCCGGGAAGUCGAUAGAGACGCAAACACCGCAGGCACACAGAGAUUCGUCGAGGGUGCACAAACGCGGUGGGAGGUGUUGCCGCGCGUUGUCGAAACAGUCGAGGGAGACGUCGCUGAAGGAGGACAUUAAUCUCGGCGAUAAUUUCGCGUCGGCCAAUUUAUUCCCGGCCAGCCCGCUGCCGCUCCGCCACGACGUGGGUUUGCAGGAUUUCUGGGAGAAGAGCACCUCGGGCACGCAAACGAUACCCGAGAAAGAUAUGUUCGAGGCGUUUAACGAUAGCGUAACUCAGACGGAAUUCGAUACGUUCUACAACCACAGUCGUAAUCCUUUGAUACAGGGCGUGCCGAAGAGCACGGUGGCGUUAAUGACGUUGCCCUACGUCGAGGACACGUCGGCAGUCGUUGAGGGAUACUCCUUCGCCUCGGCCGACGGGAUGUCUCGGGCGGAUCCUAUGCUAACCGCCAAGACAUUCGACGACAAAUUUAGCAGCAUAGAAACGCAAACCGAGCAAGCCUUCUCCCCGUCGUACUUUUACACCGAAUCUCUGUCGAGAUCGUUUGCCCUGAGUUCGAACAUCGAAACGCAAACGACAGACAAUCUGGACAACAUGGAGCAACUGUUGUACAGCAACACGUACACUCAAACGUGCGACAAAAUGCUGUCUUCCGACUUGGGCCUGUCCAAUAUACAGACCCAGACCGCCUGGUCGCACGACGACACUACAGUCUCCGCCGAGACUCAAACGAAAUCUUUGAUUUGCGGGGCCGACUGCAAUAUUCCCACUGGGGCCUGUAGAUCCUGGUUAAAUACGCAAACGAGUCACACCGAGACGCAGACCGAUCUACUUAGUAUUUUCGAGGAAUUGGGAUAAGUUGAAUAUAUUCUCCUCCCGCGAUGUGAUUUAUCGUCAAUUGAUUCCUCAGGGUGUUUGUACACCCCCUGAUUUUCAUAUAAUUUUUUGCUCUUUCUUUAACGUAUGUGACAGGUCUUUUUGAAUAUUCUUAACGAUUCAUUUAUUGCAUUUUUUUGAAAACUUCAUUUUUAUUUCUUUUAUAUAUCUGUCGUUCGGUUACAAUGCGUUAAAAAAUAUUAAUUUCAAGUUCGCAAUGUUAUUUGUUAUCGAGAGAGAUAAAGAUGAGAUCAGAACACAUAUUUUCUAACUUUUAUACAAUUUAUUUCCCAACUUUUUUAUUUGAAACUUGUCCCACAAAUAAAGUAUCAAAUAAAAAAAGUCAGCAAACCGAGCACCAUAAAUGUUUA
Molecule: messenger RNA, 2511 nt
Organism: Wasmannia auropunctata (little fire ant)
Lineage: Eukaryota; Metazoa; Arthropoda; Insecta; Hymenoptera; Formicidae
Gene: Asciz
Exons: 4
Coding region: 479-2122 (547 amino acids)
Biological process (GO): regulation of transcription by RNA polymerase II
Cellular component (GO): nucleus
Molecular function (GO): transcription cis-regulatory region binding; DNA-binding transcription factor activity, RNA polymerase II-specific
Source: RefSeq, a predicted model, not a curated record